Messenger RNA from Postia placenta MAD-698-R-SB12, 3886 nucleotides. RefSeq lists its product as hypothetical. NCBI's taxonomy places the organism in Eukaryota, Fungi, Basidiomycota, Agaricomycetes, Polyporales, Adustoporiaceae. The coding region runs from base 1 to 3495 and encodes 1164 amino acids. The record is from RefSeq and is a predicted model, not a curated record. The transcript has 4 exons.
AUGCUUCCUCUCAUCCCCGCUCUCGCCCUUGCUUUCGUGUCUUUCCUAUCUUCGGCUUUCGUCAUUCUCCGUAUCAUAGUUCCAAUUUUGCCACCGCAUCCCCUUAGCCGUCGAGUCCGUCCGUCUGAGUUUGGCCUUCCUAACUUCCGCUCUCUUUCCUCCGCAGACAAGAGCCAUGUCUGGCUUGCUUCUUUCGAUGUCGUGGCCCUCAUACUGUUCGCCUGGCAAGUGAUAUCGGAGUCUUUGGGUUCCUCCCCAGACUACUCUGCGGCCCAUGACCCUGCCACUGCUGUCCGACUCUGGCUCGUACUUACGCUGCGGCAGACGUGUCUUCUUGUCAUCGCCGUCCUGACUCUCGUGCACGUCCGCAUGGGUCGCUCCGUGGCGCUGGGAAAGAGACAUUGGAUGCUCUGGGCACCUACAUUUCUGCUCGUUGCGACCUCGACGGCUCUCGCCGCCGUGCUGUCAGCGACGGCUGUGCCCAGCUUCUUCAUGGGCUUGUUUGCGUACUCCACUACCCUUGCCAUCUCCAGUAGUGUCGCGUUCGUAUGUCUCAUGGCCACUUUCAUUAUGAUCCGCCGCAACCUUGCCACUCUCAACGAGAUCAGGGACCCUUGGCCUCGCGCACAAAUGGAGGAGCUUCCUCGCCCGUCGUUUGCCACUGAGGAUAUCGAUGCGCUCAAGGACGGCAGCUCAUGGAUUACCUCGCGCGCCAGCUCACGCCGUGAAUCAAUCUCCGCGUUCUCCUUCUCGACCCGCCACUCCGCCAAGCCGUCAACCGGGAGCGUGCGCAUCGCAGCGACGAACCCCGCCAUGGCGUCGCAGCCCUCAGUUGCGCCCAAGUCGUCGUUCUGGUUCAACCCUGCGACACCCUACUCGGGUCUCGGCCGCGAGUCUCCCGUGCCCCCUGUGCCGCCGCUCCCGUCACCGUACCGCACUGGGUCGUCGCCGACGUCCGCGCAGUUCCAUGACGACCCGGACCCGUUCAGGAGCGAGCCUCGCGACCGCCCUCUUGGUUCGCAGGCAUCAUGGCUUACAGAGAACUCUUCGUACCAGCCUACAUUGACGGCGUGGUCGUUCCCCACGAGUCGCCCAAGCUCACCUCCGCCCAGCGCAACCACCCCUGGCCCUCAAACAGAGCUGCUUCCGUCGACUACGGCUGCACGCUCCACGCCUAUCAUGGCUAAUGCUCAGGUUUUGGGUGGUUAUGGAUAUGACACGGAGAAGCACACGAACGGGUUGGCCCUAGCACCUGCUGCUGAUAUCGACGUUUCGGUGAAGCGCACUAUUGGUUGGCUUAUCACCAUCUGGAUCCCUCAGGCGAUGGCUCUCCCGUAUUUCUUCACUGUUACUCAGCAAGCCCCCAUUGCGUCUUCUCCUGCAGCGAUCCUUUUGAUCCUGUCGGUGACACUGUCUUCUCCUCUGCUCGCCUUGCACCUCCUGCUCCGCUCUCCCCUCCCCAUCCCGUCUGGUCUAUUUGACACCUACAACGACCCGCCCUCUGCUGUCAUGCGCGCACCCUCUCCUCAGAGCAUCCCAUCUCUCACGUUCUCGCACGACUACAAGCGCAGUGGCAGUGUCACCGUCGUAGAAGGCCGCCGUAGUGGUGACGUCUGGGUGUCCAACGGCGACGCCAUUGGCGGCAAGACCAAAGUCGGCCGCGCGCUCAGUCUGCUACAGCCCGUCCCGCGACUUGCUGUCUUGCCCGUCGAGAAUAUCCAGGAGGCCCAGCGCACGCCGCCGCUGCCCAUCCAGGACGUGCCCAAGAGCCCAUUGCCCGUCCCAGCGACGCCGCAGUCGGAGAAGAGUGAGGAGCUUGGCCACCAUCGCACGCGUAAAGAGUCCAAGGCAUCAUCGUACUACUCGGGAGGGAGCGAGGCACUUGCGACGCAGAUCAUGACCGCACAGAAGCAUUAUUCCUCACUCGCGAUGACACUCAUGCUCCCGCCCUCUCCAGAUCGCCGUGUGUCGCUUGAUGAAGGCGCCGUCGCGGCGGCUGCUACGGGUGUGGAGCCGUCCCAGGCAGAUACGCCCCGUCACUCGCAGCAUCUGCGCACGCGCUCAGUGUCCUCGAUCACUGGUGGUAGCACUCCAGGCUCACCGCGCUUCCCAAUGAGCCCACCGCCUGCGUCGCCGCUCCCUCCCACUCCGCCGUCGAUCAGAGAGCUGCGUGAGCGCCAGGCGCGCAUGAUCAGCCACAGCAAGUCCCAGUCCCAGUCGUCGUCUCUGCUCAACUACUCCUUCCGUCCAGUGGAGGGUGAUGACGUCGGUGCCAUCGACUCGCUGUCCGCGGGUGUCCUUCCAUUGCUUGUGCCUGGCUUGACGGUUGGCUCGGAUAUGAAGGUGCAUGAGUUCAUGUGGGACACGCCUGCUUCGGUCUCGAGCAAGAGCAGCAGAGGAUUCAGGUUUUCUCGGCUCUCGAAGAAUGUGCCGCAGGAGCUUGGAGGUAUUUCCUCCGAGUUCUCGUCGCCGGAAAUGCACUCUACCCCGCCAGUACGAAAGGCUGUCACUACCCGUCAGAGGAAGACUUCGGCCCACAAGAGGAACCACUUCAGUCUUCCCAGUCUGAGUCUCGGAAAAGAUGGCAUCCAUUCGUUCUCGACUUGGCGUAACGAUCUGAACCGUGUGUUGGACAACGCGGCUGGACAGCACCUCACAGUUGCAACCUCCGAAACCACUCGGAGGAACACGGUUUAUGGUGGCGAGAUCAUAACCAGCACAGUUACCUUGCUCAAUGCCGUCAAGGAGGAAGAGGAGAGUGCACGUCCCCAGUCUCCCCCCGCCACUGCUAAGGAACGCCCUGCCUCAACACACACCUUUGGAGAGGCGCCGCCUUCGCCUGAGGACGUCCCCACAAACGUGAACACCGCGCGCAACUCACUGGCGACGCUGAUCACCGCCCUCGACCAGGAACUCCGCCUCCCGCUGCCAAGCUCUUCUGCCUCCGAAGUCACACUCUUCGACUUCGACACAUCGGGACCGCUCGCCGCCAGCACCCCACAUGACGCGCCGAAGGCACGCUCAUCGUCCACGCAGGUCCCGCCGCUCCCACAAUCCAGCGUCGCCAAGAGUAGCCGCCGCUCGAGCAUAGUCUACAUCCGGUCUGACGAGAACGCUGCACCCACAGGCCGCGUAUCCCCCGUCGUGCGCCCGCUCAUUCCCAAGGCGCGUGCGAAGGCCGACAAGCCUAAGGGAAAGAUCGGUUUGCGCUCGCUGUCGCUCCUGCAGGAUAGGAACACGAAUGUUGGCUCGCCAGCUACUGAGACGCGCGGGCUUUCGUUUUCCAAGAAACAGAAGCAGAAGCAGGUUGCAGCCGAUGAGAAUGCGGCCCCGGGUACGGGUGCAGGUGCACGAGCCAAGGGCUUGAAGCCGCUCCGCCUCAUCCGCAAGGACACGACGAAGGAGCGAGCUGCACUACGGGAGACCGAGGUCCUCCCGGACGUCGUAGUCCGUCCACCCUCCCAGUACAAUGAGUUUGGCUAUACAUUCCAAUGAUGAACUCGACGCACGCUUGACUUUUUAUUCAUGUCAGACAAAAACACUUUUUCGUUUGAAAUAUGCUCUCUCCCCACGCUGUAUCGUUCCAUCUCGCUAUCUUGCUCGCUGUGAUGUGCUCUGAAACGUCUUCCCUAUGCUAUGCCCAUCCUCUCGCUCUCGUGAUAUCUGAUGUUUUCUCGCCAUAGCUCUUAGUUUCUGCUUUGCUCUCUAGGUUUUCGCGUAUAUGUUUUGUUUUCCACGCGCCUGUGGCGCAUUGGCUCUUGACGAUGCAUAUAACUUUGCUUUCGCCCAAUCGCGUUCGCAAACUGCUAUGUAAAUAGACGAUUUGCGGUACUACGUAGUAUCUUCGAUCGAGCGCCAGGUCGCCCGAAAAAUGCACUUGUCUAUG